UGCCACCUAUCAAUGCCAAUCAGUGCCACCUAUCAGUGCUGCCAAUCAGUGUCACCUAUCAGUGCCAGUCAGUGCCACCUAUCAGUGCCGCCUAUCAGUGCCGCCUAUCAGUGCCUGUCAGUGCCACCUAUCAGUGCCAGUCAGUGCCGCCUAACAGUGCCAUGCCAUAUAUCAGUGCCAUGUAUCAGUGCUGCCUUUCAGUGCCCAUCAGUGAUGCCUGUCAAUGCCCAUCAGUGCCACCUAUCAGUGUCCAUCAGUGCAGCCUAUCAGUGCCCAUCACUGCAGUCUCAU
Molecule: messenger RNA, 291 nt
Organism: Staurois parvus
Lineage: Eukaryota; Metazoa; Chordata; Amphibia; Anura; Ranidae
Source: the annotation of a GenBank genome assembly